CUCAAGGCGGUACACUUUACCACUUCAACAAUAAUGUCUGGACUCAACGCUGCUCGCAACGUGCUCCGCACCUCUGUGGCCUCUGCCUCGCGCAUGGCCCCGACCCGUGCGCUGCGUACUGUGCGGGGUGGUGGCUCUGGUGCUGCUGGUAAGGAGGGUGGCUCGUUCAUCGAGAACAUGCCCGGUGAGUACCUUGUCCUCUCGGUCCUCGCUGGCUGGGCCGUCGUCAUUGUCGGCGCCAAGAAGAUCUUCGGUGGCUCCAAGGAAUAAGCUCGCGCGUCUGUCUUUGCCCCGCCCCCUCUCUCUCUCCUCCCCUUCCCCUUACACAACGCCGCCCAUCUGCGUAUCCCGCACUACUGCUGGUGUUGAGUAAAUGCUGUUCGCAUACAUAUAUGCACGCCCGUG
Messenger RNA from Thecamonas trahens ATCC 50062, 405 nucleotides. RefSeq lists its product as uncharacterized. The record is from RefSeq and is a predicted model, not a curated record. The coding region runs from base 34 to 270 and encodes 78 amino acids. The transcript has 2 exons. NCBI's taxonomy places the organism in Eukaryota, Apusomonadida, Apusomonadidae.